Molecule: messenger RNA, 3428 nt
Organism: Haliotis rufescens (red abalone)
Lineage: Eukaryota; Metazoa; Mollusca; Gastropoda; Lepetellida; Haliotidae
Product: multiple epidermal growth factor-like domains protein 10
Exons: 5
Coding region: 233-1069 (278 amino acids)
Source: RefSeq, a predicted model, not a curated record
GUACUCCGCCAUUAUGUAAUUGCUAUGACAUUGAAACUAAAUAUACGUGGUGGUAUGAGACAGUAGGUCACUUGUUUCGGAGAACUCUAUCUCUAAAUCUAAAAUAAGUAGGUCAUCGAAGUUAUAUGCAAGCGCAAACUGUACUGCCUACGUACUCAUCCGCAUAGCAUACUUGCCGCCAUUUUGUGCAGCUAUAUAUAAUGAUUAUGGUCAGGCGGUCUGUUAUGACAAAAUGACUCGGGAUGGACAAAGAGGAUUGCUACCAACAUUUCUGUUUGUUGUGUACGUUUUUCUCCUGAUGUAUCACGGUGACACCAAGUGCGUGUACAAAACUCGCCGACUCUUGAAGGAUGGCUGUAUGAACUACUGUCCCGAGGACCAAUGUCCCGAGGAAUGUACCUACUGUGACAGCGGCUUCUAUGGGUCUGACUGUACGAGGAGCUGCCGAGGACACUGCUUGAAUGGAAGGUGUGCCCUACUGGCCAAUGGUAGAGCCGUCAACUGUACGGAGGGUUGUGUGGAGGGGUGGCGGGGGUUAACGUGUAGUACUAGAUGUAAGUAUCCUUGUCGGGAGUGUGGGAGAUACACUGGAGACUGUGUAGGGCGAUGCAGGGAUGGUUUCUACGGACCUGGAUGCUUACAGCGAUGUCCAUAUACCUGUUCCCGAUGUGACAAAAACAACGGAGUAUGUUUGCCUAACACUUCUGUUGAUGCAGACCUAUUGCCGAUAAUACACAAAAUCACAUUAAGCCUGACACAUGGUAUCGACAUUAACAAGACUCACAGCAGUCACGUGAACAAGACACACGACAUUCACAAAGCAGAGUUACAUCAACACUCUGCAAUGACGUCAAGACCCCUUGGUGACAGAUGGUCAAUAUCCCCAUAUUUCCUCACUGGCGUUGCUGUAUUAUCUGCAGUAAUAACUUUCAUCAUCGUCAGCAUCGCCAUCACCAGGAUGAAAGCGACAAGAAUGCAAUCGAAGACGGAUUCAGUUGAGAAGCGUGAUGAGUCUGAUCGGCUCCUCAAUGUGAAAGUCAACGUUAUUUUGAGUAAUGAAGUUUCGUGAAUCCGUGUUUAUUGACAUAGGAUUAAACAGACAAAUACGCGAGUACAAUAGCAAAAGUUUAUAUCCCUUCAAUUCUGCACUGAAACCAAUAUUUGGAAGUCAGUAGGGUGAACAUGCGCCGUGACAGGUUAUUAAUAACUGCUUACAAAAAUUCUAAUAUUCAAUAAUAACCUGCUUCUGAAAAUGGAGGUAAAAAUUAUUUCAAUGAUUUAAAAACUACUCAAAGACCUUUGAAAAACUGUGGAAAACUACCACUAGGUGAAGUUCUUUCAUUUACAAGAGGGCAAGUGAUCCUCAACGGUUUCAAAAACCAUUAAAACAUGUGACCCACCAGGAGAAAAGGGACCUUAUGGGUGCUAGGAUACAAUUGUGCUGUGACGUCGUAAAGAAAGACGUCAACUUAUUGUGUGCGGACUGUAAAAAAAUAUCGUAUUUUUCUCACUUUUCUGGAUUUCGGCAUAUAUACCUAUAGAGAUAUUCUUUAGAUAGUAGUUCAUAUUGGUUACAUUGGGUCUACACUACUGCGCAGUGUGCAUGGAUAAGUGUCACGUGGAUAAGCAGGACAAAGAGGUCUUGUGCAUUAUUCACUCCGUUGAGAUCAUCAUGAUAGCUCGCGAAAGUAACCAAAUAUCUGAAAAGAGUACAUGCUUGUUUCUUGCUUUGUUUGUUGUUUAACGCCGCACUCGGCAAUUUCAGCUAUAUUGGGAAACGAUGACAUGCAUCAACCAAGUCAGCGAGCCUGACCAUCCGAUCCCAUUAGUCGCCUCUUCAGACAUAAGUGUCCGCAGCCUGAAACGGCUACUCUAGGUAAUUACGCAGUGUUGUUAGAAUAUUGUAUUUUUGAAAUUCUUCAUGCGUAUUUUUACGUCAAGGAGUAGAAUGACCGGACAUGUAUAGAGAAAGGGUAGAGUUGCCUCCCUUUUUUGAUAACAGCUAACAAAGAAAGUAAUGCGAAUGAAUAAUUUUUUUAAUGUGUUGUUGAAGAUGAUGGAAUACGUCAUCGUUAAUUGACAACACAAUUUAAAUAUUAAUUGGUUCCCAUAUAACGGGUAUUUUUCAUAAAUUAUUUUACUGAAACAGUACAUCAUUAUUUGUCUAAACCUUUCUGUCAGUUGACUGAUGAGAGCUAAAUGCUAAGGCAGUUUAACAUUUCCGUUUGUUUUCUUUGGUUGAAAAUACAUAGUGCUAUUGAACAGUAAAUGACAAAACAGUAUACCGUCUCCUAGAAGAUGUAAUUCUGGGUUUGUUUUUUAAUUCUAGACAUGUAAAUUCUGAAGAACUAGAGAUAAAGAUAUAAAGGUAGGCAAAGCAUUCUUCAACAAUCGAUACCUGUGCUGUCUGUGACAGAUUCCUUUGUUUGAAGAGUCGAUUGAUGAAUGCCCCGGCGGUGGCCCGAGUUCGAGUAGGUCAUUGAAUCAUACAUCUGGUCAUAAGAGGCGAGUAAAUUGCUUCGGGUGGUCAGGCUUGAUGACUUGCUUGAUAUCUUAUCAUCGUACCUGUCAUUCUAAAUAUCAUUCCUAUUGUUGAUAACCAUUUUUGGAAUAUAUGCGUACACAAUGUUGGAUUUUCCGGAACCUGGCUUAUCCAAACUAAAACAAAACGUAGCACUGAAGAAGCAUUUUUGAAACACAAGAGAUCCCAGUUGCUGUGCCGCAAAGAUCGACACAAAUAAACGGAAAUGAAGCAGGAAAAAAACUGUUUUCAGUGCAUACUUGAACUGAUAUAGGAUUGUGUGCAUUUUGUUCUCUGUGUGUCAGUGCCCUCAUAUAAAACUUGAUCCCGUCCAAAUUGUGUUUUUAAUAAUGUUUUUCGUUUUUAAGCCAAUUAGUUUUUAAGCUUGUUAUGUAUUCCCGUUUUUGCAGAUUCUUUACAAUAAUUAGAGUAUCAACCUUGAUAGGCCUUAAGAAGAAAAAUGACAAGGUGUAGUACUGAUAACAACUCCUUUAGUAUACUUACAGGAAUGACAGAGUGGGAGAACAUAACAUACAUACACAAACAAUAUUAAUAUCAUAUAUAUCGACUCAUUUAAUUUCUUGUAUAAAAACAUCACCUUGUUCCCACUCUUCUAUAACAUGUCAAGUCCAUGUCGAAUAAAGGUCAAGGUCUCGAUUAAACGCCGAUAGUAAACGCUGGGUAGUUUUUAUGCACAGAAUUCUCCCCAUUAUUAGUUUGUGAUUAAACGUCGGGGAUAAAGAUUGUCUUAAAGGAAUAUACGCCCGGGCGUUUGUUUAAUACGGUACUCCUUUGUUAAUCUACACCAACCUUCAUGAAUUAUGCGCGAUAUGAAAUGCAACAGUAUGGAGGGUUUUAAGAACAUAUUACAAUGUACUCCUUUUCAUAAUAAACAAAUUAAUCGCUA